CGCAGCUGCUAGGUGCGUCGCCUUGUGACACUGUGAGGACCUCUGGCUGAACACCUUGUAGGUCUCAACAUAAAUCGCACAGAAAGGAUCCUCAUCCGCUUGAGAUAUCAUCAUGAUUCUAGGCAGUUUCUUUCCAUGGAGCAGGUUACAGAUACUCUGCUGCACGAACUUUCGCACAUCAUCUUUGGACCGCACAAUGCCGACUUCAACAACCUCUGGAAUGAGCUCCGCGAUGAACAUCAGUCGCUGCUCACAAAAGGUUACACAGGUGAAGGUUUCCUUACACAAGGUCAGAAGCUCGGAGGUAGGCGUAUACCAGUCGACGAGAUGCGUCGUGCCGCUAGAUCGGCCGCAGAGAAGCGCAAGGCUAGCACUAACCUGAACGCUGGUGGUCACCGACUAGGAGGCGCUCCUGUAACAAACGGGGUCGACAUGCGCAAGGUCAUCUCGGAGGCAGCCACGCGACGGACUAGUAUCACCGAGGGCUGCGCAAGUGGAAGUGCCCAAGCUGGAAACUUGCUGCAUCAACAAGAACAGGAUGGCUUUAGGACCGCGGCUGAACAGAACGAUGGGAACGACGAGGCAAUCGCACGGGCACUACAGGAUCUUUUAUACGAAGAGGAAAUGCAGAGGCUCGAAGAACUUGGCGCUCCGACGGGUGGUGGUGGCCUUGCAUGGGAUCGACAGAAUGGACUACAAUUCGAUAGCAACCCUCCAUCGAGAACAACAUCACCUGUACCGAGUGCGUCGCCGGGGCUGAAUUGGAGCAAAGAGCACGGAUUGUCUGCGUUACCAGCAACAGCCACGUCUCAGCGCCCUGCAGCUUCGCGUACGGUGUCUAAUCCCGCACAACGACACCAGCCCUCGCGCCUGCUUCUGGAGACGAACCGAACGUCUUCUUCGUCACGAACGAAUCGCCCAGAGUCGCGCCUGAUCUCGCGAGACGAGCAGGACCACCGCAACAAACAACUACCGUCCAUACCGCCACCCGUCUCGCCACCAGCGUCACCACCAGUGCCUACCAACCUCGACGAAUGGGCGUGUCCGCAGUGCACGCUUCACAAUCCUCUAGAUUUCCUGCAGUGUGGCGUGUGUGGCCUAGAGCAGCCUCCGCAACCAAUCCCACGACACAAGCGUUUCGGCUCUUCACAUACAGCACCCAGUCUGCCCGCGCCGCCGCCACAGUCCGGGCUGCGAGGCGCAGGAGCAACACCUUUUGAGCCCGCAAAGGGAAGGAUUGGCUGGAAUUGUCUGCAGUGUGGUACGUUUAUGGAAAACCAGUGGUGGACUUGUUCACUCUGCGGUACGAUGAAGGCGGAUUCUUGAGAAGGCCAAUGUUGCGAGACAUUAGAGAUGGAAGCUGCGAAGUUGCGCGGGACGCAGUCCACCGACCUAUGCAUAAAACAGUAGCACAUAUACCACCUGGACCUGCUUUAGUCGCAUCAAUGACAGCGUAUGGCAGAUUGCUGGGCCUGAUAGCUAAUCCAUCUGGAAGUUCUCUACGUCACGAGCUUAAUGUUUAUUGCGAUCUUUCCUCCCAAAUACGAUCGUGCUUUCCUCAUUGACAUGGCCAAGGAUUGGUGCUUGGAAGCCGGAGCUUCUCACAGGAUCUGAUGGAACAGCUCACAUCGUCCUCCAACGAUUGCUCGUGCU
Molecule: messenger RNA, 1653 nt
Organism: Boeremia exigua
Lineage: Eukaryota; Fungi; Ascomycota; Dothideomycetes; Pleosporales; Didymellaceae
Product: WLM domain-containing protein
Exons: 1
Coding region: 136-1326 (396 amino acids)
Source: RefSeq, a predicted model, not a curated record